Messenger RNA from Quercus robur (English oak), 2654 nucleotides. RefSeq names its product NADH dehydrogenase [ubiquinone] iron-sulfur protein 1, mitochondrial. Gene Ontology annotation, molecular function: iron-sulfur cluster binding; NADH dehydrogenase (ubiquinone) activity. The coding region runs from base 146 to 2383 and encodes 745 amino acids. NCBI's taxonomy places the organism in Eukaryota, Viridiplantae, Streptophyta, Magnoliopsida, Fagales, Fagaceae. Gene Ontology annotation, cellular component: membrane. Gene Ontology annotation, biological process: ATP synthesis coupled electron transport. The transcript has 5 exons. The record is from RefSeq and is a predicted model, not a curated record.
ACGCAUCCCAUCCCAUUUCCUCAAACUUCUUCAUUCAAACCAAACCCAUAAUAUAAUAUAUAUAUCAGAAGCAGCAGCCAGCAAGAGAAGCUGAAGCUCACUCACAAAGAGACACAGAGAUAGUGUGACUCAAAAAACAACAUUCAUGGGGUUGGGUAUGCUCGCCUCAAGGGUCAUCAGACCCACUGCUUCCAAGCUCUCUCGAUCAUCGUCCCUUCAUUUCAUCCGACCCAUUGUCUCUACUCCGGAGACCUCGUCCGCCCAAUCCCAGCCACAACCCGACCCGACUCCAGAUCCCCCUCCUCCGUCGCCCCGACCCUCUGUGGCCGGAGCCCGAGUCCAUUUCCCCAACCCGGAAGACGCGAUCGAAGUGUUCGUCGAUGGGUACUCCGUGAAAGUCCCAAAGGGCAUGACGGUCCUUCAAGCCUGCGAAAUCGCCGGCGUCGAUAUCCCUCGAUUCUGCUACCACAGUCGCCUCUCCAUCGCCGGAAACUGCCGCAUGUGCCUCGUCGAGGUCGAGAAAACGCCCAAACCCGUCGCCUCUUGCGCCAUGCCCGCUCUUCCCGGGAUGAAAAUUAAGACGGAUACACCGUUGGCAAAGAAGGCUCGGGAAGGAGUGAUGGAAUUUUUGCUGAUGAAUCAUCCCUUGGAUUGUCCUAUCUGUGAUCAGGGUGGAGAAUGUGAUCUCCAGGAUCAGUCUAUGGCUUUUGGAUCUGAUCGUGGUCGGUUUACUGAAGUGAAGAGAGCAGUGGUAGACAAGAAUCUUGGUCCUCUAGUGAAGACUGUGAUGACUCGGUGCAUUCAAUGUACAAGGUGUGUUAGGUUUGCAACGGAGGUUGCUGGGGUUCAGGAUCUUGGCAUGUUAGGUCGUGGCAGUGGAGAGGAAAUUGGAACGUAUGUUGAAAAACUAAUGACUAGUGAGCUUUCUGGAAAUGUGAUAGAUAUCUGUCCUGUGGGAGCCCUUACCUCAAAGCCUUAUGCAUUUAAAGCUCGAAAUUGGGAGUUAAAGGGAACAGAGAGCAUUGAUGUUACUGAUGCAGUUGGAUCCAACAUUCGAAUUGAUAGCAGAGGUCCAGAGGUCUUGCGCAUCCUUCCGCGGUUAAAUGAGGACAUAAAUGAAGAAUGGAUCUCUGACAAGACUCGUUUUUGUUAUGAUGGUUUGAAGAGGCAGAGGCUAAAUGACCCUAUGAUUCGUGGUGCUGAUGGGCGGUUUAAGACUGUUAGCUGGCGUGAUGCUCUUGCUGUGGUUGCUGAGGUAGCACUUCAAGUUAAACCAGAGGAAAUUGUUGGUAUUGCUGGUCAGCUGUCUGAUGCAGAAUCCAUGAUGGCACUGAAAGAUUUCUUAAACAGAAUGGGGUCAAAUAAUGUAUGGUGCGAGGGAAAUGGCCAGAACCCUGAUGCUGAUCUCCGAUCAGGAUAUAUAAUGAAUAGUGGUAUUGCUGGUCUUGAAAAAGCAGACGUUUUCCUUUUGGUCGGUACCCAGCCAAGGGUUGAAGCUGCCAUGGUAAAUGCGAGGAUCAGAAAGACAGUUCGUGCAAACCAAGCUAAGGUUGGUUACAUUGGCCCUGCAACUGAUUUGAAUUAUGAUCACCAGCAUCUUGGUACAGGCCCUAAAACACUUAUUGAACUUGCUGAGGGUCGCCAUCCCUUUUGCUCAGCCCUAGCGAAUGCCAAGAACCCAGCAAUAAUAGUUGGUGCAGGGCUUUUUGAGAGGGAGGACAAGGAUGCAAUUUUCUCUGUUGUUGAAACAAUUGCAAAGAAUGCGAAAGUUGUCAGACCUGAUUGGAAUGGUUUCAACGUAUUGCUUCUUAAGGCUGCCCAAGCUGCAGCACUUGACCUUGGACUUGUGCCCGAAUCUGCAAAUAGCAUUGAAUCUGCCAAGUUCGUGUAUCUGAUGGGUGCAGAUGAUGUGAACAUGGAAAAGGUUCCAUCCGAUGCCUUUGUGGUUUAUCAAGGGCACCAUGGGGACCAGAGCGUGUAUCGGGCCAAUAUCAUUCUUCCGGCAGCAGCAUUCAGUGAGAAGGAAGGGAUCUAUGAAAAUACAGAAGGGUGCUCACAACAAACAUUGCCUGCAGUUCCAACAGUUGGUGAUGCCAGGGACGACUGGAAGAUUAUUCGAGCACUGUCCGAGGUGGCAGGAGUAAGGUUGCCCUAUGAUUCACUUGGUGCCAUUCGAGCCCGGAUCAGGACUGUGGCACCAAACCUCUUAAACAUGGAUGAGAGAGAGCCGGCAACCUUUUCAGCUUCAUUGAAGCCUGACUGCAGUCAUAAGAUGAGUUUGACUGAUUUCCGGCCUGCCAUUGAUAAUUUCUAUAUGACUGAUUCCAUUACAAGGGCAUCAAAGAUUAUGGCUCAAUGCAGUGCAACACUGUUGAAGAAGUGAGCAGUAUAUGUAUGGUGCUUUUCUAAUAAAAAUGCAGAUUCACUUUUUAUUUUUUGUAUUUCCCUCCUGUGAUCAUCAUUUGGGCCGUGUGAGGCCGAGGCCCUGAUUGACCAGAGCUUCCGGAACAUUGGAAGUACUUCCAAUAAAAGUUUUUUAGGCAAUGUUUGUUUCACUGUAAUAUGUUAUUUCAAUGUAAUAGAAUUUUCCCUGUAAAACUGUUCGCAUGUAAACUUUGGGAUUUUCUAAUGCAUAUUCUGUUAUAUUGGCUCAA